AUGGUAUCCAAAUCGCCACGCGGACCAAACUGGAGUUGCAAGAGGGUAUUCGGUACACCCGUCAAUGAUGUACCAAAACUUACGGAACUGCGCAAACGGCUUGGUUGCUCGAGUGCGGGCCGUCGGCUGGAUGCGCAUUUGUACACCAUCAUCUGCGAAUACUCGUCCAAGUUCACAUCCAGCAAUGGUCUCACCGGCCACGAGCUUAGCAAAUGGACAGACGAAACUCAUCAAGCGGCCUUGCUUGAGAUCUCAAGUCAGUUCCUUAAACGAGACGGCAAUGGGCCGCGUUUCUGGCCUAGUGAUCCGGCAUCCCCAGAAUACCGUCGGCUUCAAUACUCUAAAUCUGCAGAUGCUGGUCUCAUAAAGCGACACAUAACGCAACUAUUUUGGAGACUCGGUCAGCAGAAUCCCAAACCUCGACCUCAGACCGUCGGCAAUCGCUCGGACCAAACCGCUGCAGGACAGAAUAAUAUCCAGACAACUCUCGAGAGAGGCCAGAGCCCCGAAAACCCCAUUUAUCUUGACGAGCCAUCACUUUUUGUGUCCCCCUCUCCGGCCUUUUCUCCAAUCAUCGCUCCUAGAGCCACAGCAUCGACCGCCGCCCAUCCGCAGCCCACACCUCUCUCGUUGCAAACAUUCUCCGAGGCCCCGAUCGACGAUUUACACAUGCGAGGUGAACAGGAAGGACCAACCACAGUGGGAAGCAAUGCAAGGAGUCGGCCCAUGGCACCAUUGGCACCCAUGACAGAGGAUCUACUUGAUGGGCCAUUCGCUUCAGGCAUAGCCACUACUGGUGCGCAGAGUCGGCGCAACGGUAAACGCCCUGUCACUCAACUCGAAAGUGGCCAUGAGACUUCUCAAGCAAAACGACCAAGACAGCAACAGUGCGGCCCUCAGAUCUCCAGGGAUAAUCAUGAUGAUGUCGACCCAUUUGCCGAUUUUCCCACCAGCUCAUUGUUCUCCCCGUCGCGUCCCCGGAGGCCGCCUCAACGUGAUGGCUAUGUUACUGGAGAGGCGUUUCUGAGAGCCACUUCCAUCGAUGUCGAGUCUGCCGAUGAGCAGUGCGCAGAUGAUGGCUCUAGCCCGGGAUCUCACCUUCCCACUCCUCCGCCUGGUACCCGAAGGCAGGAUACUGUCGGUACUGUAGGCAGACCGGAUGGAGGUUGUUUCGGUGAAGACAUUGUGUCGUCAAUUGAGCGUCCAGAAGAGAGACCCUCGGCAGCUCCAACAGCUCCCCAGGAGCGUGAUCAAGAACCACUGGGUGCGCUCACUCCCGAACCUGAGGCCGACGAAGUUCUGCCGCCACUGUCGCAGGAAGUCCCAGAACCGAGGCCAGAGUCUGGCCGUGAGCGCGAUCUGGCAGUCGAGUCAGAUUCUUCUCCGAAGAAUGUACCUCAGAAUGCUCCUUGCAAAGCCCUGGAGCCCGCAGCAGAGCAUAGGAUCGAUCCUGGCGUCAACUCUCGCCCCUCCAGGCAAGGACAGAGCCAACUUCCAAAAACCAGCUUCACAUACAGCGUAAUGGUUUCGCGAGGUCUCAACCGGACCUUGAACAUUCAGGGCGGGUUUAAGCAAAACUCGCUGAAAGAUCUCUUGGAGAAAUUACCCAUACGAGAUAUAUAUUUCGGUUUAGAUUUCGUCUUGAGGACUCCAAAAACACGGUAUGUGGAUUAUGUCCUCCUUGGAGAGGAGCAAAAGUUUAAGGCUCUCAAGGAACGGUUCCGGGGGAAGGUCCAAGAAGCCGUCAAGGACAUGUACAAGGACAGGCCCCUGGAAUUUGAGAUAUCCAUUGAGCCACGCUGGGUUGAGGAUGACGAUGUCGAAGAUGCUCUUGACUUUUGA
This is a messenger RNA of Ilyonectria robusta, 1842 nucleotides long. RefSeq lists its product as uncharacterized. The transcript has 4 exons. NCBI's taxonomy places the organism in Eukaryota, Fungi, Ascomycota, Sordariomycetes, Hypocreales, Nectriaceae. The coding region runs from base 1 to 1842 and encodes 613 amino acids. The record is from RefSeq and is a predicted model, not a curated record.